Molecule: messenger RNA, 1565 nt
Organism: Humulus lupulus (European hop)
Lineage: Eukaryota; Viridiplantae; Streptophyta; Magnoliopsida; Rosales; Cannabaceae
Exons: 4
Coding region: 276-1565 (429 amino acids)
Source: RefSeq, a predicted model, not a curated record
CAUAGGUUUGAUAGUGGGCUCGGGAAAUACGACACUAUGUAUACCACAGACGAGAUGUGGAAUGGGAUAGCUGUGCAGUAUGGGACCAAUGACUAUAGGGACCUUUCGAGGUUAUCACCAACUUAUAGGGAAGGCCCUCCCCCCGCCUCUUCUGAAGACGGGGGAAUUUCAUGGUCCCCAAGCUCGAUCUCGGGGGAAAGUUCCAGUUAGGUUUUUUCUUUCACCACUCUAUAUAGUGUUGGAGUAACUUGUAUUUCUUUCACUGACUCACUGUGAUGACUUGUGCAGGCAACAUGGACUCCGACCUCGAUGCCCUCAUCGACAAUGCGGGUGCCAAGAGGAGCAAGCGCCCCAGGGCAAGGGGACUGACAACCAGUCAGCCUGGGAAAAGCUCCAAGAGAUCUAGGAAAACGCCUCCUCCUCCCCCGCCGGCUUCGAGCUCUGCUGCUGCGUCGACUGGCCAGACUAACGUCCCCACGACGAUACCACCCUCGCAGGCCGUCGUCCCUGUGGUGGCGCCGGCCUCGCAGACUGAUAUCGCUGCCGUGGUUGAAUCCCAACCUCCUGUGGCGGGUCAAACGCCUUCUACCCAGCUCGUCAAAAGACCUUCUGCUUCCCGAGCCCUGAAGCUAACUAUUUCCACCCAUAUGGAUUCGUAUGUGGUGGAUAAUGCUGCCGGUCCUCACGGGUCUACGCUGAUCUCGGAUGUAAUGUCCCGGAUUGGCCAGAGCUACGGCAAUUUUGAGGCUCCUCAGUGGCAGUGUCUAACUGGCACUCGGGACCGCACUGUCCUGUACGAGAAGAGUAUCGAGCACACUGCCGCGGCUCUUGCUUUCACUGCCCAGCUUAAUUACGAGCUGAACAACGAGGUCCAUUCGAGCAGGACCCUCGCCCAAGAGGAGAGGGACCUCCACCUUAAAGUGAAUGACGACCUGAAGGCAGUGAAUACUAAGCUCGAGGCAGUGAUGGUUCAAAACAAGUUUGGACAUGAUUCGGACCUUGUUCGGACAAAGUGCAAACAUGAUUCACAGCUUGUUCGGACAAAGCGCAAACAUGAUUCGGGCCUUGUUUGGACAUGGUUCGGACCAAGUUUAGACAUGGUUCAGACCUUGUUCGAACAUGAGAAGAAUAUCAUUGUUAAUCGUAAUCCUCCACCAAGUACUGUUAAGGAUACUCGUAGUGAGGUUGGGACUUAUGUUCCAGAAACAAAUCCGGAGGUGCUGGUAGCCACUGCUGUACCUGAAUCAAACCCUUUCAUACCGACAGUUGAUCAUGUAGCACAGAUGCCAUUUCAUGAUGAUUAUCCUGAUUGUCCUGACCCUAAAAAUGAUUUUGAGGGCAAUGACGAUUUUCUUGAUUAUCCUGAAUCUGAUGCUGAUUUUGAUUGCAAUGAAGAUGUAAGAGACAACCAAGAAACAGAGGUCCGUUCUCAAGCUUUGAGCCUGAGUCCACUGUCGUACCAAAUACCGAGGCAAACAACAUGUAGAAGUAGACCCCGUAGAGAAGAUCGCCAAACACCUGGUACUAGUAGUAGUUGUCCAGACGGAACAAAUGAUGCUAGAUAA